UGCUAAUUCCGAAUUAACGCGGGUCGGAUUUUUACGAUCACAUAUGCAAUUUGUACCGUGGUAAAUCCUGCACAAGUGUCCCCUUCCAUAAGCCCCUCCCAAGAGGCCAUGAUCCUUUGGGGGUGCAUUCUGAUGUGACAAGAGCAGACGGGAGGGGACGGGUUACAAGUGAAACGACUGAAUUGGGUGAAUAAAGGCCCCUGACCGUCCUUAGCACUUGUUAGAGAACCUUUUUCAAGGUAUGGCAGUAACAAUGAAUGCAAAAUAUUAUGUUAAAGUUUAUAUUAAAAGUUGUUGAACAUAAUUUAUGACUGAACCUUUUUUUCCACCACUGCACCCCCAGUCCCACCCAGGGACUAUGUCACGCCCUGUCACGCCAGGUUUUGGCGCGCACAACACUCUGAAGUGCUUAUGGUAUAAACAUUGCUCGGAUAAAAUCAUGGAACCACUUCACAUCACUACACCAUUAAUCGAGAGUCACGCUCUAAGCAAAUUGACGGGAUUUCCUGUUUACUUGAAACUGGAGAACGUUCAGCCCGUGGGUUCAUUCAAGAUUCGAGGAGUUGGUAAUUUGUGCCAAAAGGCGAUGAAAAGAGGAUGUGAUCAUAUGGUUUGUUCAUCAGGUGGUAAUGCUGGGCUAGCAGCAGCAUACUCAGCCAGGAAGCUCAACAUCCCUUGUACUAUAGUGGUACCAGGGACAACACCAAUGUUUAUUGUGGAAAGGCUCCGGGAAGAACGAGCAACAGUUGAAGUCUGUGGCAAAUCUUGGGAUGAUGCAGAUGCAAGGACACGGUCACUUGCUGAACAGCCAGAGAAAAAUGGGCACUGUAAUAGUAAAAUGUCUUGUCAUUCNGCGAAACAGCUGCCAGAAAAGCCAGGCAUGGUGGUGGUAUCUGUUGGAGGAGGGGGCCUCCUGUCAGGAGUACUACAAGGCAUGCAUGAUGUGGGAUGGACUGAUGUCCCCCUUGUUGCCAUGGAAACCAAAGGAGCACAUAGUUUUGAUGCAGCCAUCCAAGCUGGGGAGCUGGUUACGUUAGAUGCCAUAACCAGCAUAGCGACAUGUCUUGGUGCGAGAACAGUGGCCGCUAAAGCACUAGAGUGGACUAAGAACCACAAGGUUAUUAAUCACGUGUGUAGCGACGAAGAAGCUGUAUUAGCAUGCGAAAGAUUCGCUGAUGAUCAUCGUAUGUUAGUUGAACCGGCCUGUGGCGCCGCCCUUGCGUGUGUGUACGAACGUCUUUUCAAAGCGUGGCAGGAACAGGGAAAGCUAGGGGAACUAAAAUCCACUCUUGUUAUUGUUUGCGGCGGGAAUUUAGUGUCAAUGAAGGCAAUGAAAGAAUGGAAGGAUAAACUUGGNAGCACAACUGACAUUACAUUUAAAAAAAUUAUGGCAGUAAAUGCGAAUGUAAAAGCACAAAAAGUGCAAAAGGAACAGAAGCCUUUCCCGAUUGGCCCCACACCGUAG
Molecule: messenger RNA, 1465 nt
Organism: Orbicella faveolata
Lineage: Eukaryota; Metazoa; Cnidaria; Anthozoa; Scleractinia; Merulinidae
Product: serine dehydratase-like
Biological process (GO): L-threonine catabolic process; L-serine catabolic process
Molecular function (GO): pyridoxal phosphate binding; L-serine ammonia-lyase activity; threonine deaminase activity
Source: RefSeq, a predicted model, not a curated record